Molecule: messenger RNA, 3505 nt
Organism: Sphaerodactylus townsendi
Lineage: Eukaryota; Metazoa; Chordata; Lepidosauria; Squamata; Sphaerodactylidae
Gene: HHIPL1
Product: HHIP like 1
Exons: 9
Coding region: 350-2815 (821 amino acids)
Cellular component (GO): membrane
Source: RefSeq, a predicted model, not a curated record
UCGCUGCUUUUUGGGCGUCUUGGAGGCGCUUGGGGAAGCGGAGGGUCCGGAGAGGAGGCGGCAUGGCGAAGAAGCAGACCCCCGCGGGAGCCAGCCCUGCUCAGAGGCUGCCCCGGUUGUGAGGAAGACGAGGAGAGGCGGCGGGCGGGCCUGACUGGGAGCUGCAAUUCGCGCCCCUCGCCCGGGGAGCAGAAGGGGCGUCUGCGGAGAGCGCGGGGACUCCUGCGGGCCGCCCGCAGGAGGCAGGCAGGCAGUGGCCAAGAGGAGGAGUCAUGCCCGAGCAGGCGGCCGGGCGUCGCCAGCGCCCCGCGCCCGGCAGCCGCCCCGCCGUGCCGCGCUUCCCCUGAAGAUGGGCAGCUCCACGCGGGUCCCGGUCCGCUGGGCCUGGCCCUUCUUCGUCGCCCUGGCCGCGCUGCUGGGUAGGGCGGCGUGGGGCCACCCGCAGUGCCUGGACUUCAAGCCGCCCUUCAAGCCUCCGCGGCCGCUGGCCUUCUGCGUGCAGUACUCGGACCUGGGCUGCUGCGACGCGCAGCGCGACUCCGCCCUUCUGCAGCGCUUCUACGGAGUCACCGAGCACCUGGACCAGGCUGCCUACGCCGCCUGCGCCAGUUACCUGCAGGACCUCUUGUGCCAGGAAUGCUCCCCUUAUGCUGCUCACCUGUAUGAUGCUGAAGACCCUUCUACACCUGUGAAAACAGUGCCAGGUCUUUGUCCUGACUACUGUGUACAAGUGUGGCAAAACUGCAGGUCCAUGUUCCAGUUCCUCACUCACGACAAAGAGUUACUGGCCCUGGAAAACAACAUGGCGAAGUUCUGUCGUUAUCUUUCCUUGGAGGAUGUUGACUACUGCUUCCCUCACCUCCUGUCCAAUAGACGUCUUAGUCAAAACCUUGGGCUGGUGACGGCUGACACCGAAGGAUGCCUACAGCUCUGCUUAGUAGAGGUAGCUAAUGGGCUUAUGAACCCGGUAGCCAUGGUGCACGCAAAUGACGGAACUCACAGGUUCUUCAUUGCCGAACAAGUUGGCUUAGUUUGGGCCUACCUGCCAGAUCGUUCACGGCUCGAAAAACCAUUUCUGAACAUCAGUGAAGCUGUACUAACCUCACCUUGGGAAGGCGAUGAGAGAGGUUUUCUAGGUAUUGUCUUCCAUCCUAAAUUCAAAUUUAAUGGUAAAGUGUUUGUCUACUAUUCAGUUGAAGUUGAUUAUGAAGAGAGAAUCCGAAUCAGUGAGUUCAGAAUUUCUCCCGAUGACAUGAAUUCUGUGGACCAUGGUUCUGAAAGAAUAAUUCUGGAGAUAGACGAACCAGCUUCCAAUCACAAUGGAGGAGAACUGCUGUUUGGAGAUGAUGGCUACCUUUAUAUCUUCACUGGAGAUGGAGGGAUGGCUGGUGAUCCUUUUGGGACGUUUGGAAAUGCUCAAAACAAGUCAACGCUUCUCGGCAAAGUGCUCCGGAUCAACGUUGACAAUAAUGACCGUGGCCCUCUUUACCGGAUUCCUCCUGACAACCCUUUUGUAGAUGAGACGGAAGCUCGGCCCGAAGUCUACGCUUACGGUGCAAGGAAUAUGUGGCGCUGCUCUUUUGAUAGGGGUGACCCCUACACAAAGGAAGGGAAAGGCCGGCUUUUCUGCGGCGAUGUAGGGCAGAACAAAUUCGAGGAAAUUGACCUUGUGGAGAAAGGGAAAAAUUAUGGCUGGAGAGCAAGAGAAGGAUUCAGUUGUUACGACAAAAAGCUCUGCACCAAUUCCUCACUAGAUGAUGUGCUGCCUAUAUAUGCUUACCCACACAAAAUGGGGAAAUCAGUAACAGGAGGCUAUGUCUAUCGGGGUUGUGAGUCUCCAAACUUGAAUGGGCUGUACAUAUUUGGUGAUUUUAUGAGUGGGCGCCUAAUGUCCUUGAAGGAGAACCAUGUCACUGGUGAAUGGCAGUACAAUGAAAUAUGCAUGGGAACAGGACAAACUUGCAUGUUUCCUGGAUUUAUCAAUAACUAUUAUCAGUAUGUCAUCUCGUUUGCAGAAGACGAGGCAGGAGAGGUCUAUUUCAUGUCAACCGGGAUGCCAAGUGCUACCGCCCCUAAUGGAGUCGUUUACAAAAUAGUGGACACCUCCCGGAGAGCGCCACCCGGCAAAUGUCAUAUUGAGCCUCUGCCAGUCAAAACAAAAAGCAAACUCAUCAAGUUUGUAGCAAAAGAAAAGCUCAUAAUAAAAGCACCAACACAGCGUCCUAAACAAAGGGCCACAGCUCGAGCGCCAACGAAGAGCAAAGUGACGGCAGAACCACCUCGGGUCACGACUCCAGACUGGGUGGAGCAAAUCAUGACUCUUCUAAGAAGUCAAAACAGAGUGCUGAUGACCACCGCCCCACCAAAAACCAAAGCCCCGAAGCCCAGGAAAAGUGGGAGGGCCGGGGGAAGGAGAGGGCAGAGGAGGAGGACUAAGCCAACCAGUGCUCCCACACAGCCACGGAACGGUGUGGUUCGAAUAAUGAACGGCAGUGUGGCAGGGAAGGACCGAGGAAGGGUAGAAAUCUUCAUCAACGGAAAGUGGGGCACCGUGUGCGAUGACUUGUGGACUUCCAAAGCAGCGGCGGUAGUUUGCCGCCAGUUGGGCUAUGCUUUUGUGAUCCGGGCAACCAAGAAAGCAGAGUUUGGGGAGGGACGUUCGCUUCCCAUUCUUCUUGAUGACGUUCAGUGCUCAGGCCGGGAGAAAACCCUACUGGAAUGCUUACAUGCAGACAUUGGAAAGCACAAUUGUUCCCACAAGGAGGAUGCAGGGGUGAUAUGCAGUCAUGAAGAUGUUACUGAGACUGAACAGUAGUUUGGGAUACGAAUGCUGGGUGGCUGCUUAGUUUUAUUGUUUGUUUAACGCCAUUGUCUGAUGUGGAUGGUGUUUAUCAAAUGACUGCAUCUUGAUUUAAGAGCUGUGUCUAUUGGAUAAGCAGAAGAGAUAAUGCUGUGUAUAAAACAGCAGCGUCUUGGUCAGUGGUUGUUUGCAGUUUUGCAAAUGGAAGAAAAUAUAAUAGGAACUGUUGUAAAUAACUGAAUGAUCACAUUGGAUAAAGAAGAAGAGUAAAUACUGGUCAUGUCACUCUUCUUGGUUUAACCCUAGCAUAAUUCUUGGCCACAAAAUACAAGUGUUGUAUUUCUCAUUAUUUGUAACUGGGCUUCUCAAAUGUUCCCUUCUGUGUUGCAAAAAUAAUUUAAACCUCUGUAAAGCAGAGGAAUAAGGAUAACCCAUAAUAUCUGGAACGUGACACCUGAAGUGGUCUGAUUCUGCAGACUCUCCAGGUCCACUGGUUUCCCAAACUUUGCUUGUUGUGUUUGUUGUGAGGGGGGAAGGGCAAGGAGAUUGUAAGCCUCUUUGAGUCUCCUACAGGAGGGUAUAAGUCCAAAUUCUUCUUUUUCCUCCUCCUCCUCUUCCUCCUUCUCCUCUUGCUGCAUUUUGGAUAAUUUUUACUCCAAACCAGCCUUCAAGCCAUCUUACAAGCAUUAAUUAAAAAUCACAACA